This is a messenger RNA of Ceutorhynchus assimilis (cabbage seed weevil), 315 nucleotides long. NCBI's taxonomy places the organism in Eukaryota, Metazoa, Arthropoda, Insecta, Coleoptera, Curculionidae. The record is from the annotation of a GenBank genome assembly.
AUGGGUGAUGCAGACAAAGGUCUGAAAAUCUUUCAAAGAUCUUGCUCCCAAUGCCACACGGUAGAAAAAGGUGGUAAGCACAAAGUGGGCCCUAAUCUACAUGGAUUUAUUGGCAGAAAUACUGGCCAGUCUCCCAAUUUCACAUAUUCUGAUGCCAACAAGAAUAAGGGGAUGAAGUGGACUGAGGAAAAUUUAAACGAAUAUCUCAAGGACCCAAGAAAGUUUAUGCCUGGGACAAAGAUGGUUUUUGCUGGACUGAAGAAGGAACAAGAAAGGAAGGAUUUGAUAGCUUAUUUGAAAAAGUCAUGUGGUUAA